UGCCAACCAUCGCGUGCACAGCGCUGAAUUACAGUACGAUGGCGUCAUCUACGUUUGACACUUGGCUGGCUACGCGGCUUGAAGAGCUAUCCGUAGAUAGCGAGGUGUAUGGUGAAUACGUGAAAGGAAUUGUGGCUGACACAGAAACCGAACUUGAAGAACGAUGCUCCACCGCUGUGGACAUCCUGCGAGCAGUCUUGGGCGACGAUGCUGCGUUGGACACCAUGGCUGGUGAACUUCAAGCCAAGUGGACAGAGCACGAGCUCGAGGUUAUCGAGUUGAAGGCGCAGGAACUGGAGAAAGCCAAAGCUCGCCACCUGGUCGAAAAGAUGGAAGAGCUGAAGUUGGUGGAGCUCAACAAGCAAGCCGAGGCCGACAAAGCGCAAGCUCGCUCGCACAUGUCCAAGGAAGAACUCCAGCAGCGCGAGAAAAUCCUGCGCGACUAUGGGGCCGUGGGCGACUCGGAAUUCGACGAAGACGGAAACGUUAUCUUCAAGGGCUCUCAACAGACGGAGGAAUUGAGCGUGGUCAACACUAAUCGCGGCCAAGGCAAGGUUGCGCAGCAAGAAUUGCGGGACAAAAUGAAGAAAGAGCACGACGCAAAGGUGAAGCGAGAGAAGGAGCUCCUCGAAGCCGACCGGUUGCGCAAGGACAAAGCCCAGAAACGAACCCAAAAGCGCGAAAAGCAGCGAGGGUGCGGCUAGGCACUCAAUUGAAUCGAUUGACUGACAGUGAAUAAGCAAUUGACAAUCCAUCGAUCGAUGCCAUAAUUACCAAGUGUGUUGAUUUCGGG
This is a messenger RNA of Aphanomyces astaci, 793 nucleotides long. RefSeq lists its product as hypothetical. Bases 39 to 704 code for a protein of 221 amino acids. The record is from RefSeq and is a predicted model, not a curated record. The transcript has 4 exons. Lineage: Eukaryota; Oomycota; Saprolegniomycetes; Saprolegniales; Verrucalvaceae.